AGGCUUCUGUUCCUUCUUCUGCUAAUCAUGGUGUGAAGAGGAAGGAAGUCUUGCAAUAUUUUUGGUGUCUGUUCAGCUAACUGCAAAAACUGGAACCACAGACUAGAUGUCAGACCAGCUUUCUGCUCUACGGCGUGUUUAAAUACCUCCCAGAACAACAGAGUGAGAGAGGAGAGGCCUCACUAUGGAUUUAAGAUCAGCAGCAAGAGGAUUUCUCGCUUUCCUUCUGUCAGUACCAGUUCUUCAGGGUAAUGGUGACUGGAGAGUUACGUACUCAUCUACUAAUGUCUGCGCUUUAAGAGGAGCAAUGGUUGACAUCAACUGCACUUAUGAAUACCACAACAACGUACAGUACCGCCCUACCACAGUCAGAACACUGUGGUUUACUAAAGGAGACAAGUAUCAGCCAGUUGAUUUGCUAAGUGAUUCAGACUAUACAGGUCGUGUUGAAAAUAGCUGUGGAAAGGUCAACUGUACCGGGUCCAGAUGUCAUGGAACAUGUACCCUGAGAAUCAGAGACCUGAGACAGAGUGACUCUGCUGUCUACAAGUUUAGGUUCACAACAAACCAACCAAGUGGCGGAUAUACUGGUGACCCUGGAGUGACGUUAUCUCUAACAGAUCUCCAGGUGAAGGUGUCCUUUCCUGACCCUACCGAUCCUACCUGGACAAAGCUGGAGUGUCACAGUAUGUGUGGUCUAGCUGGUGACCCUCCCUACAUCUGGUUCAGAAAUGGAAAGAAGGGAAGACAGGGAGUGAACUACAAGGGCCACAUUCCGACUGGAGAGAACUAUUCAUGUGCUGUUGAAGGAUACGAACGUCUCAGCUCUCCUUUAGUGUACGCUCCAAAGACCCCCUCAGUGACCAUGAAUCCCUCUGGUGAAAUAAAGGAGGGCAGUUCAGUGACUCUGAGCUGCAGCAGUGAUGCCAACCCAGCAGCUAACUACACCUGGUUCAAGGUUAUAAAAGGUCCUUUCUCCACAAACUUGAACCAGGGACCAAAGCUUGUUUUUAAACAAAUCCUGACGUCAGACUCUGGACAAUACUACUGUCUAGUUCAGACUGAGCUAAGGCAAGCAUCUAACUGGAUCACUAUUCACAUGAAAUAUGGGCCUAAACACACUUCUGUUUGUUCAAAUCCUUCUGGUGAAAUAGAGGAGGGCAGUUCAGUGACUCUGAGCUGCAGCAGUGAUGCCAACCCAGCAGCUACCUACACCUGGUUCAAGGAACAUGAAGACUCAGUGAAGGAAACAGGACAGAACUACACCAUCACUAAUAUCACAUCUGAGCAUGAAGGAAACUAUUACUGCCAAGCCCAUAAUGCAAUCGGACAUCAUGACUCCACCUUUUUAUUCAUUCAAAGUAAUUAUUCAUUUAAAAUACACACACCUCCCUCAAAGUCAAAGGCACCCAGUGAAACAUUCGCCUACUAAUAUUAGAGUUUGUUUUCAGUAUUUGAAAUCAACUGACUAUGUUUCAGUGAUAUCAUCAUCAUCAUCACAUCCAGCAAUGGUAGCUGUAACAACCAUUGCUGUCCUACUGGCCACCAUACUCCUCCUUGUCUUCCUCUGGAUGAG
Messenger RNA from Gadus macrocephalus (Pacific cod), 1576 nucleotides. RefSeq names its product sialoadhesin-like. The record is from RefSeq and is a predicted model, not a curated record. The transcript is spliced from 6 exons. NCBI's taxonomy places the organism in Eukaryota, Metazoa, Chordata, Actinopteri, Gadiformes, Gadidae. The coding region runs from base 185 to 1432 and encodes 415 amino acids.